GCACUCUUCGUUUUGCCUGCUUCCCUUCAAGACCCUCAGGCGCCACGAGCAAACAUGCCCGUGAACGGUCCCAGCAUCAACGACCUGGACGCGCGUCUGUCUAUCGGCAGCAACACGUCCAAGGUCAAGGACAUUGAGGAGGGCGGAUACACUGGUAUCAAGACUCCCGACACCAAGCCGGGCGCAGGUGAGAAGAUUGGCGAGUAUGAAGGAGGCGCGUUGCGCCCCGGCGGCAUGCCGAAUCUGUUAAGCAAAGGCUGCAUCGGUCUACUGUUCCAGUACGCCGUCGUCGGUCUGGUGUACGGCCUGUUGCCUGAGACCAUUUACCCUUUCAUGCAGCAAUACCUGAACUGUUCCGGGUCCCAAGUCGCAGCCGCCAAGCAACUGGUUGUGCUGCCCUGGAGUUUCAAGGUCUUCUACGGUAUUAUGUCGGAUUGCCGCCCGAUCUUCGGAUACCGUCGGCGUCCAUACAUGCUCAUUGGUUGGACGAUCUGCAUCCUAACGUUGCUUGCCAUGGCCAUAAUGCCGAUCGGCAAGCCGUACUACACCGUCGCAUCGGACCGGGACGUCGCCGUCGCCGACUACACGGACGAGAUCAGGGCCCGUAUCAACUACGACGCUCCAUCGGAAGGCGCCAAGUACGUCAUCAUCAUGCUGUUCGCGGCGUGCGGCUACGUUCUCUCGGACGUUUGUGCCGACAGUAUCACGUGUGAACUAGCUCAGCAGGAGCCCAUUGACAAGCGAGGCAAGACCCCAAUCCCACCAUCUACGUCGUGCGUACGGCUCUCGUCAUCUUCGCUAAUGAUCAUUGCGACGGUGCUGUCACUGCCCGUGUUGCCCAUGACUUGGUACUUCAUCCAUGAGGACAAGUCGGAACCCGCCGACAUCCGUCAGUAUCUCAACGACUUCUGGGACUUGAUGUGCUCGCGCGCCGUGUACCAGGUGAUCGCGUACAACUUCUUUGCUGGUAUCUUCGCCACGAUCACGUACACAGCCAGCUCCCCGGUCGCCUCGUACAUGGUGGACGUCACGCCCAUCAACAGUACGGUCAGUGACAUCCUCAGCAACCUCCUGUUCAUGGCCGGCAUCAUGAUCACGUCCAAGUGGGGGUUGCACUGGAACUGGCGCUGGAUGAUCAUCGCCACGGGAGCUGCGGUGAUCGUGGUGGACUGUGCCGUCGCGAUGAUGGUCGUCUGGGACGUGUUCCGUAACCAGUGGUUCUGGCUCGGCCCGCCCAUUGUGGUCCAACUCCCGUACGGCGUCGGCUGGAUCAUCUCGACGUACGUCGUGGUGGAACUGGCUCAAGUGGGCAACGAGGCGGCGGUGUACGGCUUGAUCACGACCGUGAGCAACGUGGCCCAGCCGUUCGCCACGUCGUUGACGCUUCUGAUGAACGGUCCGUUCGAUAUCUCCAACGACCGUGUCAAGGAGGACGACCACUCUGUCCGCAUGGACAUCACGUACACCAUCAUCAUCAUGUACUCGUGCAUGGCCUUCUCGUGGGUCUUUCUGUUCUGGCUGCCCAAACAGAAGGAGGAGACGCAAGAGCUGCUCCGUAAGGGUGGACACAGCAAACUCAUUGGUGGCGUCACGGUCUUCUACCUGGUCUUCGCCAUCAUCUGGUCCAUCAUGACCAACAUCAUGGCCAUCUUCGACAGCACCUCGUGCUUGAUCAUCGCAGGCGGUACCGGCUGCUAA
Phytophthora infestans T30-4 is the source of this 1698-nucleotide messenger RNA. RefSeq names its product folate-Biopterin Transporter (FBT) family. NCBI's taxonomy places the organism in Eukaryota, Oomycota, Peronosporomycetes, Peronosporales, Peronosporaceae. The coding region runs from base 55 to 1698 and encodes 547 amino acids. The transcript is spliced from 2 exons. The record is from RefSeq and is a predicted model, not a curated record.